Cryptotermes secundus is the source of this 4107-nucleotide messenger RNA. RefSeq names its product putative gustatory receptor 28a. The coding region runs from base 2311 to 3615 and encodes 434 amino acids. Gene Ontology annotation, biological process: sensory perception of taste. The transcript has a single exon. Gene Ontology annotation, cellular component: dendrite; membrane; axon. NCBI's taxonomy places the organism in Eukaryota, Metazoa, Arthropoda, Insecta, Blattodea, Kalotermitidae. The record is from RefSeq and is a predicted model, not a curated record.
AAUUUUCUGCUUAUUUCUUCUUUUGAUUUCGCGUUUAUAUUCCAGUAGGUAUUAACGAGUAUACACCAGUAGUAAAAGUGCCAAAGUUUCGGCUUGUAUUAAUGCGUUUGUAGACAUAAACAUAUGCAUUGUCUUGUUGAAACACAAUUAAUUAUAAGCAACAAAAUAUCCACUGGAGAUCAGUGGAUGUUCCAAUUCAGAGUUAAAUAUCACCACAAAAUGGACAUGUUACAUUCUGUGAAGUUAAUUUUCAUCGUUACUGUUGUGUGAGCUAAAUUGGUUUUCAGAUUCAAGACCACCUGCAACACAUUCGUAAAAGAACCCGAUUUAGGUUCAUAUCUAAUGCCGCUUUAAAUUAUUUUUCCAUAAUUUGGAAGGGAGUGAAAUAUUCAACUCAUCUGAUUCCUGUAUAAAUAGAAUAUGAAAAAUAAAAGCAUGACUUUCUUUAAAUAAUCUGCUGAUAAGAUGUAGUAUUUAUUGUUAUUACAAGUAUCAUUUCAGGUCUAUACGGUUGUGGGUGUCAAAGCCAAAUUAUGUAGUUCCUACAGUGGAUUAUUAUUACACAAUUUUAUGUCCCUGAAGACUGUACUCUCCAUAACCACUGCUGUGACAACCUCAAAUCCAACAUAGUGAAUUAUUUAGCCUGCAGGAUAACUGCAGUAUAGGUUGUGACAGUUGCCAGAAAAGCUGUAGAGUUUACAGGUCUGCAUUAGAGAACCCAAAGGCUCUGAACUCAGUUUUAUUAGCCAUUAGCUGUGAUGAGAACUGCUUCAAGUGGUUCAUACUUGUAUAUCUGAGUCUGAAAUAAUCAUACAAGCUUGACAUUAUCUAUUAUAUGCUUGGCUUCCAGCGCUGCCAUGUUUGCUGAGUACAUUAACAGUUACAGUGGCAAAGACAGCUCAGGAUAUAUGUAGUAUCACUCCCCACUGUUCUCGAGUUAGUGGACUGUUUGUGGAGCCUACCAAAACACAAGAUUACAGGUCAUAUGUUUGAAACUAUUACUGUAUAGAUAUCAUGUGUUUGUACUUGACUUGUUCCAUAUCCUAUGGUGACACUCUGUACUUGGAUUUAUGAAACAUAAAUAAAUUCAAAGUCAAAUAGUUGGCACAGUUCUGUGUUUUAGUUCGGUAGCAUUGCCAUGCCAUAUGAAAAAUGUACUUUUUCUGUAGUAUCAGAAAAGCUUCUCUGGACUCAUCUUUAAGAAGUUCUUGGUUUGAAUCUCAGCCGGAACACUAGUUACCGUGACUGAAGCUUUUAUUGUUUCUUCAGUCUCUCCAGGUAAAUGCCAUAACAGUACCGCAGUCUAUGACUGCUUCCUUUCAUAUCCAUUCCUGUUCAUUUAAGACUUUUCGAGUUGAAAAUAUCCUUACACAUGAAAGGCCAACACAUGCUGUUAUGUCAUUUUGUAUAUUAACAGCUCGUUACGGGCAGGAGUAGAAGACAUAGUGCUCCGCCUUCUGAUCAAUACGUGUAACUGUCUAUUCAGAACUUUUAAAACUAUUAGGAUUAGGAGAUUCUGACAAAGUUUGUUUACAACAAUUUUCUAUUGAAAUUUCAAGCAGGCAGCUUUAUGCAAGUUUUAUAUAAUAGCACUUUACAUGAAUUACAACAGCCAACAUUGUGUUUUUCAUAUUAACAGAAUUUUACUUAAAUAUAUUAAGCAUAUUUUACAAUAAUACUAAACAUACCAUCUUGCCUUGGAAUACCUUCAGAUCCCAAAACACAUUAGUCACCAUUUGUUGCUUGUUGAACUUAUUACUAUGAGUACCUUAGUAUUUGGCAAACAGACUGGGUAAACAAACUGAAACAUAUUGGACUUCGGUAAUGGCUGGACAUUAUAGUUUUAAUCAUUAUAAUGCAUAAAUGUUGUAUCUUUUGGGGGAUCUCCAGAAGGAAAAAGUGAGGAGUAAUGAAAAUUGAAUUGAACAUCAGAGCAAAACACAUAUCUUUUCUCAUUAAGUUAGAAGGCAUAAAGUUCGUCGUUUUUACUAUACCAAAAAGCCCUCCAUAAUAGCAUUAUUAAUCAUAUGUUCUAUAUGCUUCAUAUGUCUUACAGAUGUAUCGGACAUCUUACAGAUCAUUUGUGUUCCAGUUUUGCCAGAUUAUAAUGUCAGGAACACAUUACAAUUUUGGAAUACAGUGCGUGCUCUCAGACUGUUUGGCCAAAUUGUAAGCAUUGGAGUUUAAUCAAUGUCUGUGAAAGAAGUGCACAAUGUAAUAGCAUUUCUGGUAUAAUGUCAGCGCCCCAAACUUCAUUAAUUUCAGAAUGCAUACUGAAACAUUUUAAUAUAGGAUCAUAGAUUGAAAGUAAUGGAAAACACUCCCAGCAUCCAACGUGAACUGAAGCACAUAUAUUACAUGUCGAAGGUUGUGUGCUUGGCACCAUAUUCAUUCUCCAGGAACUGUGUUGUGUGUAAAACAGUCAUCAAUACUAGGCUGCGCUCUAAUGUCACAGGAUUUGUAUGGACACUGUUUAUGAGUAAUGUAAUGGUAUUUGGCUUAAUUAGUGGAAUCUACAGGUACAAAAAUGUUGGACAAUCUAAUCCUGGUAUAGCACUGAAUAAUUCAUUUUGUUUUCCAAUGAAUUUUGUUAAUGCAGUGUUUUCAUUUACAGUCUUGUUCAUGAAAAGAUUCAAAUUUGCAGAACUUAUAGAGAAACUAAGUCAGAUUGACAAUACAUUAUGCCAGAUGAAACUUUGUAACUAUACUAAAUGUAAGAAUUAUUUUGUAUAUUUUAUGUAUGCUGUAUGUAUCUUGCUUGCUAUGUUCAUGUGUUAUGACAUUCUGCAAGUGGAGGAACGAAGGUAUUUUGUUUAUACUUCACUUUAUCGCCUUGCUUAUUUAAUAUCGGUGGUUUUGAUUAUGCAGUUUUGUCAUGUUACAAGAUGCAUACAACAGCGAUUAAUCCUUUUGAGAAAAGAGAUGUCUUCAGUUUUAGACAACACACCAUCAAUGAUAUUAACUUCCACAGUUAAACCUACUUCUUUUGAAAGAGUUGAUAAAUUUGAGUUGUCAUGUGUAACAAGCUUGAUCUCUGAGAAUCCCGUGGAUGACAGCGGAAACAAGUACCAAUCAAGUCCAAGAAAUUUGCUUUUACAUGGCAAACUAUAUCAGGUAGACAAAAUUAUCACCUUCAGGCAAAUAUACAAUAAUAUUUAUGAUGCUACACAACUCAUAAACUCAGUUUAUGGAUUUCUGAUUUUGCUUCUCUUUGUUCGGGCAGCUGGAGGAUUGAUUACCAAUAUAUAUCAUCUUGUUUCCAUCACAUUGAGUGGUGUAGUUGUUCUUGGAAUAGAAAACUGGGACUCACCCUUGCACGUCGGAUCACUUGUGGCUUGGAUCCUGAUAUUCCUGAGUACAAUAAUAGUGAUGACAGUUAUGUGCCAGAGGGUAAUGUCAGAAUGUAAGAAAAUUGAUGAUAUCAUACAGAAACUUCUUUUGCAACAGUCUUUAAGAUAUGAUAUGUUGCAACAGUUGAAACUGUUUUCUGUUCAAAUAACAAAGAAUCAGAUUGAAUUUUCUGCUUUCUGUUUCUUUAAAGUGGACAUGUCUCUGCUCUUUACGAUUUUAACAUCAGUCACAAGUUACAUAAUUGUUCUCGUGCAGUUUAAAUGAAAUGGAUGUCACUGAUUUUCAAAUUACUCUUUAUUUCCACAUUAAUACAAGAGGGACUUUUUUUUUUCUUUAAUGUAGCUUUGCUAUGAAGUUAACAAAAUAAACUCAAAAGCAGGUGUUUGUGUCAAUCUGUGUUUUUCAUCUCUGAAACUACUAAAUAAAUUUCAGUUAAAUUUUGUGCAAGAGUUUUACAACAGAGGAAUCUUGGUUCAAUUCCCAGUAGGGGCAAGAGAUUUCUGUUUUCUCCACAGUGACCAGACCAGCUUUAGGGCCCACCCAGUCUCUCCUGUCCAGUGAAUACGAAAGAUGAAAUGACUUAUGCAUGCAGCUGACUGCUCAUCUCCAUCUAGUGCCAAGGUUGAAUGCGUACAUCAGUGUCUCCAAACUUUCAUGCCGCUUAAUGGCUUGGCACUUAAUUACACCCACUAACAAAUUUACCCUUAACCCUAAUUAAAAAAAAGUAAAGCUACUAUCCCUGUAACAGGCUGUGGA